AUGUCAAUAACACUAACAUUGAGCUCUAUCUCAUCUGAGCUCUCAGCUAAUUAUUUUCCUCCAAUUGUUUUGGAUGGUGAAUAUGAGUGUGCUCUAACUGAUUUCCAUUCAUACAACAGUAUUCCAAAUGUAGACAUCUAUAAUAAUAAGUUUCAUAUUGGUGAACAUGUAAUUGAAAUUCCAAUUGGAUCCUAUGAAUUGAAUGAUAUUGUAGAUUAUAUUAAAGAACAAUACAAACGAUAUAAUCCUAAAAAUAAAAUUGAUAUUGAGGCUAAUAAUAAUACAAUGCAAAUAUUAUUAGGAUUCGCUGAAGAUUAUAAUAAAAUAAUAUUAAAUGGUAAACAUGAGCUGAUUCUGUUACGUAAUAAGAAUGAUGCAGAUCUAGUAUAUUCAAGUGUUUCCACAGAAAAAGGAAAAAUGACGAUAUCAAACAUCUCAUGGAGAAUUCCACAUGUACAAUUAUCUGAUUUUAGUAAAUUGAAUAUUAUUAAAACAAUAAACAGUGGUGCCUCUAUACCAAUCGCAUUUCGUAGCUGGGAUUGUCAUAUUAAUCCACUACUCAACAUUGGAACCAAUCAUAUCUGGAAUGUUAAACUAGCUGCAAAUAGAGAGCGCCCUCGCUUUGUAUUGGUUGCUUUUCAAAAUGAUGAUAAAUUUGUUCAUUGUGAUCUAACUAAUAUGAAAGUGCAUUUAAAUUCAGAAUCAUAUCCAUAUGACGAUCUGAAUGUAAAAUUUAAAAAUGAACGCUUUGCAAUUCUGUAUGAUAUGUAUCUAAGAUUUCAACAAAACUACUACAUGAAAGAUCCUCAACCACUACUAACAUCUCAAGAGUUUAAAAAUAAAGCACCGAUAAUUGUAAUAGAUGUCAGUCACCAAAAUGAAUCUAUCAGCAGUGGACCUAUUGAUAUAAAAAUUGAAUUUGAAACAUCUACAAAUAUUCCAGCAAACACAUCAGCAUACUGUAUUCUCAUUCACGAUCGUAUAAUUGAAUACAUACCUUUGAAAGGACAAGUUCGAAAAGUCUUAUAA
Molecule: messenger RNA, 1029 nt
Organism: Calliphora vicina (urban bluebottle blowfly)
Lineage: Eukaryota; Metazoa; Arthropoda; Insecta; Diptera; Calliphoridae
Exons: 2
Coding region: 1-1029 (342 amino acids)
Source: RefSeq, a predicted model, not a curated record